AUGGGGCUGGAGAGGCUUUUCCCGGGGAUGCUCGCGUGGCUGGCGGCCACGGGGGUUGUCCUCUGCGCGGAACUGGGGGUCUGCGCUGGCCUCGACUAUGACUACACCUUCGGUGGCUACGGAGAGGAUGAGGCGGAGGCGCUGGACUACAAGGACCCGUGCAAAGCCGCUGUGUUUUGGGGUGACAUUGCCUUAGAUGAUGAAGAUUUAAAUAUCUUUCAAAUUGAUAGGACAAUUGACCUUACACAGAACCCCUUUGGAAGAUUUGGACAUACCACAGGUGGAUUUGGAGACCAUGGUAUGUCAAAGAAACGAGGGGCCCUCUACCAACUUAUAGACAGAAUAAGAAGAAUUGGCUCUGGCUUGGAGCAAAACAACACAGUUAAGGAAAAAUUACCACUGAAAUUCUCAGGGCAAAGUGAGAAAAAUAGAGUUCCCAGGGCUGCUACAUCAAGAACUGAAAGAGUGUGGCCUGGAGGUGUUAUUCCUUAUGUCAUAGGAGGCAACUUCACUGGCAGCCAGCGAGCCAUGUUCAAGCAGGCCAUGAGGCACUGGGAAAAACACACAUGUGUGACUUUCAUUGAAAGAGGGGAUGAAGAGAGUUACAUUGUAUUCACGUAUAGGCCUUGUGGAUGCUGCUCCUAUGUAGGCCGGCGUGGAAACGGGCCUCAGGCAAUCUCUAUUGGCAAGAACUGUGAUAAGUUUGGAAUCGUUGUUCAUGAACUGGGUCACGUGAUAGGCUUCUGGCAUGAGCACACGCGGCCAGACAGAGAUAACCAUGUGACUAUCAUACGGGAAAACAUCCAGCCAGGUCAAGAGUACAAUUUUCUGAAGAUGGAGCCUGGGGAAGUGAACUCGCUUGGAGAAAGCUAUGAUUUUGACAGCAUCAUGCAUUAUGCUAGGAACACCUUCUCAAGGGGGAUGUUUCUGGAUACCAUUCUCCCCUCACGUGAUGAUAAUGGCAUUCGUCCAGCAAUUGGUCAGCGAACCCGCUUAAGCAAAGGAGAUAUUGCGCAGGCAAGAAAGCUGUAUAGAUGUCCAGCAUGUGGAGAAACCCUACAAGAAUCCAAUGGCAAUCUGUCCUCCCCAGGAUUUCCAAAUGGCUAUCCAUCUUAUACACACUGCAUCUGGAGAGUCUCUGUGACCCCAGGAGAGAAGAUUGUUUUAAAUUUUACUACAAUGGACCUAUACAAAAGUAGUUUGUGCUGGUAUGAUUAUAUUGAAGUAAGAGAUGGGUACUGGAGGAAGUCACCUCUCCUUGGUAGAUUCUGUGGGGACAAAUUGCCUGAAGUUCUUACCUCUACAGAAAGCAGAAUGUGGAUUGAGUUUCGCAGCAGCAGCAAUUGGGUAGGAAAGGGCUUUGCAGCAGUCUAUGAAGCUAUCUGUGGAGGUGAGAUACAUAAAAAUGAAGGACAGAUUCAGUCUCCUAAUUAUCCUGAUGACUACAGGCCAAUGAAAGAAUGUGUGUGGAAAAUAGCAGUGUCAGAAGACUGCUACGUCGGCCUGAUCUUUCAGGCCUUUGAGAUUGAAAGACAUGACAAUUGUGCCUAUGACUACCUAGAAGUUCGAGAUGGAACCAAUGAAAGUAGUCCUUUGAUAGGACGUUUUUGUGGUUACGAUAAGCCUGAAGAUAUCAGAUCUACCUCCAAUACCUUGUGGAUGAAGUUUGUUUCUGAUGGAACUGUGAACAAGGCAGGGUUUGCUGCCAAUUUUUUUAAAGAGGAAGAUGAGUGUGCCAAGCCUGACCGUGGCGGCUGUGAGCAGCACUGCCUGAACACGCUGGGCAGCUACCAGUGCUCCUGUGAGCCCGGCUAUGAGCUGGGACCCGACAGAAGGACCUGCGAAGCGGCUUGUGGUGGACUUCUCACGAAGCUGAAUGGCACCAUAACCACUCCAGGAUGGCCCAAGGAGUACCCUCCCAACAAACACUGUAUAUGGCAAGUGGUCGCACCAACACAGUACAAAAUUUCUAUGAAGUUUGAGUUUUUUGAAUUGGAGGGCAAUGAAGUAUGCAAGUAUGAUUAUGUGGAGAUUUGGAGUGGUCUCUCUUCUGAGUCUAAACUGCAUGGCAAAUAUUGUGGUGCUGAAGUGCCUGAAGUGAUCACAUCCCAAUUCAACAAUAUGAGAAUAGAAUUCAAAUCUGACAAUACAGUAUCCAAGAAGGGCUUCAAAGCACAUUUCUUCUCAGACAAAGAUGAGUGUUCUAAGGAUAAUGGCGGGUGUCAACAUGAGUGUGUCAACACAAUGGGAAGCUACCUGUGUCAGUGCCGAAAUGGAUUUGUGCUGCAUGAAAAUAAGCAUGAUUGCAAGGAAGCUGAGUGUGAACAGAAGAUUCACAGUCCUAGUGGCUUCAUCACCAGUCCCAACUGGCCAGACAAGUACCCAAGCAGAAAAGAAUGCACAUGGGAAAUCAGUGCCACUCCUGGUCAUCGAAUCAAAUUAGCCUUUACUGAAUUUGAGAUUGAGCAGCAUCAAGAAUGUGCUUAUGAUCACUUGGAAGUAUUUGAUGGAGAAACAGAAAAAUCACCAGUUCUUGGACGACUGUGUGGGAACAAGAUACCAGAGCCGCUUGUGGCUACUGGAAAUAACAUGUUUAUUCGGUUUGUCUCUGACGCGUCUGUUCAAAGAAAAGGUUUUCAAGCCGCACAUUCUACAGAGUGUGGUGGCAGACUGAAAGUGGAAUCAAAACCCAGAGAUCUGUACUCACAUGCUCAGUUUGGUGAUAACAACUACCCGGGACAAGUUGAUUGUGAAUGGCUGUUAGUGUCAGAACGGGGCUCUCGACUCGAAUUAUCCUUCCAGAUUUUUGAAGUGGAAGAAGAAGCUGACUGUGGCUAUGACUACGCUGAGCUCUUCGAUGGUCUUGAUUCAACAGCAGUGGGGCUUGGUCGAUUCUGUGGAUCAGGGCCACCAGAAGAAAUCUAUUCAAUUGGUGAUACAGUUUUAAUUCAUUUUCAUACUGAUGACACAAUCAGCAAGAAAGGAUUUCAUAUAAGAUACAAAAGCAUCAGAUAUCCAGAUUCCACACAUAGCAAAAAAUAA
Molecule: messenger RNA, 3042 nt
Organism: Rangifer tarandus platyrhynchus (Svalbard reindeer)
Lineage: Eukaryota; Metazoa; Chordata; Mammalia; Artiodactyla; Cervidae
Source: the annotation of a GenBank genome assembly